AACGUAAAACAGUGGAGAAAAAAAAAAUCCACGUGCGACUUGAAAAUAUUUUUUCACAUUUAUGCUUCCCCCAUUUUUAAUGCUACAAAAUGAACACUUGCGCAAAAAGCGGAUGGCAAAUGAAAACCGCAUCACCUGCGCAAUUUUGAUACGCGGAAGAACUCGAAUUUUUCACCACGUAAACAUCACUUGUAAGCGCAGAAUUUUAAGUACAAAUUUGCAAGGCCACUACAAUAGUUGUAAAUAGCCUCAUAUGCAUACCUACAUAAUACUAUGUGCAUAUAUGUGCGCACGCCGUUUAUCCCCCUACGAUAGCAAUCCCGCGAACCACUAACACAACUGAAAAGGGAUGAACACGCGGCAUAAGGAGGAAAUUCAAAGAAGAGGCCAAAAUCAUGAAUUUUUCCAAUAACGAAUCGCAAUUCAAAAAUGUAAAAAAGAAAGCGCCAAAAAAAAAAAAAAAAAAGUCAAAACGUUCCACAGGCAAAUAUGAUGGAGGAAGACCAUUUUUCAGAAGUGUAGACCUCAAAGAAUAUUUAAAACCAGUGCAAUUCGUUAGUGGAGGGUUUCUCAAUAAUAAUAAGGAUGUACCAUCAGCAAAAGAGGACGCAAAUAAAUUGAACUCCACCUUGAGUGACGAUGAUUCAGAUGACUUCAACAAGUACGACGUGUUUAAACACUUCACUUUUAAUUUCGAUUUUGACAAAAAGAAGGAUGAAAAUGACUUUAUAAAAAGUAAUUUAAAAAAGUAUCACCUGAAGGAACUCAAAGAAAAGGACAAAAAGUUUUUUGAAAUAUAUGGAUUAGGGUUUAAAAUUUUAAGGAAAAUGGGUUAUGAAGAUGGCAUUGGGAACAAAAUAAAAACGAACAUAGCUCCUAUAGAACUUCAAAAAAAGCAUGUAACCUUUUUAGAAGAAAAGCCAGAGGAAGAUUCGAAUGAUUCCAGUUCUGAUGUUGACUUACAAACGCGGGAAGAUUAUAUUGACAUUUUUAAUGAACAAUUGUAUAGCAAAAACUUGUGGAAGAAAAAGCAUCAAUAUAACAAGUUCUGGAGCUUUAAGAAGACAAAGAAUUGGGUUAAGACGCAGUUAAAAUAUGAUGCCUGUUUUAAUCCAAAUUUUCAAUUAUACCAUCAUGUUGAUGAAUCCGUUGACGAACAAGCUGGUAAUUUACUAAACGCGCAAAACGUGCUCAUUGAACAUAUUAAAAAUAUCAUGUUCCAAUAUUGCGAUGUUGUAAAAAAACAACAAGAGGCUCAAACUAGAUUAAGGGAUUACCAAAGGUCUGAUUUUCAGAAGAAUAUUUACAAGAUGCACGUUUUAAUUUUAAAAAAUGUCCUGACGUAUAAGUACUUGCUAUAUUUGCACACCACGCUGGCCUACCCCUAUCUCUUUAACAAUGCAACGUUUAAUGAAUACCUUUUUCGGGUUAAACGGCAUGAGCUCAAAGUGGAGGAAGAUGAUGGUGGCAAUCGCGCUGAUGAUCGUGCUGAUCACUGUGCUGAUGACCGUGCUGACCAUUAUGCUGAUGGGGAUGCACACCCAAAGGGUGAUCAAUACGUGUGUAACUCCCCCGAAGAGGGAAGAAUCACGAAAUUGAUAAAUAUCCAACCCAGUCAUUUAACUAGCCCAUUUAGCGAAGGAGGGGCAGUUGAAAAGGGAAACAAAACCUAUUGGGACCUAAACUCCGGUAAGUCCCUCACCUUUGAAGAAAAGCUAAAUAAUUUAUUAACAAGUAAUUAUAAGCUAUUAUGCCAAAACAAAUACUUCAAAAGUGCCCCAAGACCAGUCGGUGCUUCUUCACAUUACACUGGAACGUACAAAACGAUAGAUGACUUACAACACAUAUUCGAUUUAAUAAACAUCAAAAAUAUAGAAAUUGAAAAGGGAAAGGACCCGUUGCUCUUGAGUGACAUGUACACCUCUGUGUUUUUUAUUUACGAAAAUUCGCAAUUCAUGUAUCUGAACAUCCGCGUGUCACGGUUUUUCUUGGAGUUCCUUCGCAUUUAUUUUUACAAUAACAGGGAACGAAUAAGGAAGCAGCUUCUCUGUGGUGACAAGGACGUUGAAGAAGUCACAUCAAUUGGGGGAAAUUCAAAAAAUUUCAAAUUUUUCAAAAAUUCGGAAAGUUCGGAAAGCUCAGAAAGUUCCAAAAGUUCGAAAAGCUCGAAAAGCUUGGAAAGUUUGAAAAACCCACAACCCCGCGAACCGCACAGCGAAGCAACGCAAAGUGCACCGACCGCAAAGGAUGAAGAAGUUUCCCCCAGUGAACAGCCCCCACCUGACACGAACAGCCAAAACAGCCAAAACAACCAACACAACCAACACAAGUUUAACCCAAAUGAUAUAAAAUAUAUAAUAUGCUUAAAAAAAAUUGUUCUAAUGGGAGCGGAGCAAAACAAUAUGAUGGAAUAUCGCAAAAUUGAAAAAAAAUUUGACAACAUAAUAUUCUACACGUAUGUGCACCCCGCCUUGUACAGAAAAAAUUUCCCAGAAGUUUACAAUCAUAUAAAACUUUUUAAGGACGCCAUCAGUUUAACCUAUUAUAAAAACAUAUUAACCUUUUUUAUUGAGAAAAGAAUAAUGUCCAACGUGGAAAAUAUAGAAAAUGGCGAAAUAGAGGAGUGCACUCUACAAGACGUACAAAACAAACUAUCCAUUCUGUUUGACAUUAACAAGCAGUUGAACUUCAGCUCCAACUUAUCUAGCUACUACACACAUUCCAUAUUUCCGUAUUUGCAAAAAUUUGAUCUGUCAGAAAAUUACAUAGAACUCAUAAAAUUGGCACUUAUGGAAAAUAUGUACAAAAAGGAAAUUUUCGAAAUUGUUGUAAAAAGGAUAAUUUGCGAAUUAAUUGACGUGGACUUUGUGGACGACAAUUUUGUGCAACGCCUUCGUAAAGCUAUGAUACUGCACAAGUGCGUAGACGACACAAUCGUCUUUCUCAUCUUUAAGGUGUAUUUUUUUUACAAUUUUGCGAAGCAUGUAUGUGAUUAUCUGAGAGAGCUUAACGCCUUAUAUGUACAAAAAAAUGAACUAAAAAAUAGUGCGUACAAUGUGGAAGCUCCCCUCGCUCCAGGGGAAGACGCCCAAAGCGAGGAACAAAGAAAGCUAAUUCUAACAAAUAAAAAAAAAGAAAUUUAUGAAACCUUUAAAAAGGUGAAAGAUGUUUUUGAAAAUAAUUUAAUGAAAGAUAAUUCCAUAAAAAACAUCAUGUUCAGCAUAUUAAACGUGAUAAAAACGUACCUAUUGCAAGAGAAAGUUGUUACCUUCCCCGUUGAAAUGGUGCUAGACUUUGACAGAAGUAAAAUCUGUUCAGAUGAUAAUACAAAUUACUACUACUUAUAUAAGGAUAUAAAAAUUCCAGUUCCUCUUUACGCAGUUCCACAAAGAGUUAAUAAGGUAUUUCAAAUAAAUUAUAAGCCCAAUGUAAGAAAAAAUCACAUGAGAGAUGAAUCAAAAAACAGCUAUGUAUUUUCUCCGAAAAAAUAUGUCCACUUGAUGAACAAAAUGGAAGAUGAUGUAAAUCAGUAUAGAAGAAACUCGCAAGAUGACGAAAAUAUGAACGUAAAGAAUUAUAUAGAAAGGUAUUGCGUGCAAAAUGAUAUCCUAUUUUUGCAAAAAAAUGAUCGUAAAAUAAACGGAAAUGUAGUCUAUUCGAUUAACAAUUUUUCCAUAUACAUUAGCAACAACAUUAUAUACCUUUAUGAAAAUCACGAAUGGAAGCCAACCCUCUUACGCGACCUGUUGGCUAAAUUUUAG
This is a messenger RNA of Plasmodium vivax (malaria parasite P. vivax), 3761 nucleotides long. RefSeq lists its product as hypothetical. The transcript has a single exon. NCBI's taxonomy places the organism in Eukaryota, Apicomplexa, Aconoidasida, Haemosporida, Plasmodiidae. The coding region runs from base 396 to 3761 and encodes 1121 amino acids. The record is from RefSeq and is a predicted model, not a curated record. Gene Ontology annotation, cellular component: U2-type post-mRNA release spliceosomal complex. Gene Ontology annotation, biological process: spliceosomal complex disassembly.